Molecule: messenger RNA, 2175 nt
Organism: Triticum aestivum (bread wheat)
Lineage: Eukaryota; Viridiplantae; Streptophyta; Magnoliopsida; Poales; Poaceae
Exons: 3
Coding region: 1-2031 (676 amino acids)
Molecular function (GO): protein binding
Source: RefSeq, a predicted model, not a curated record
AUGAGUGCGAACUCUCAAGCGCGCCAGAAGGAGAUUCUUGUCCUUAUUGAAAAUCUUCUAGAACAAGAAGAGAUUUACUGGCUACAACGUGGUCGAGCCAAUUGGCUAUUACAUGGGGUCCACAACACCUUGUUCUUCCACAAUGCGGCUACCGCCAGGAAGAAAAGAAAUCAGAUUAAAAAGCUUUUGGAUGAUACAGGUGUUUGGUUGCAAGAUUCUGAUUUAAAGGACCACAUCAAGGGGUAUUUUUCAAACUUUUUUUCAUCUGAAGUUACCCAACCGAGCCUGGAGGUUCUUUCUCUUGUUCGAAGGAAAGUGACUGAUGAGAUGAAUAAUGCUCUUCUCGCCCCCUAUACGGCUGACGAUGUUCGGAAAGCUCUCUUUGAGAUUGGUGAUUUAAAGGCACCGGGACCGGACGGCCUCCAUGCUAUUUUUUAUAAAAGGUUUUGGUCUAUGCUGGGGGAUGACCUGACUGACGAGGUCCUGCAGGCGGUGAAUACUUGUACCAUUCCCCCCGGAUGGAAUGAUACUGCAAUUGUAAUGAUCCCAAAGGUUAAUUCCCCUGAAAAGAAGACGCUUUGUAUUUUGCUUGGAGCAUCGUACUCACUUGGGCCCUGCAACCCACUCGCACGGGCCUCCCCAGCGCACUCCGGCCCUUGGCCCUUCGUCGCCUCACUCUCCUUCCCCCCGCCGGCGCAGCAGCGAGAAGAUCCUCCGAUCCCCAUAUUUGCCGGCGACGAGCGAGCCCUCGUACGCGCCGCUCCGGGGAGCGUCGCCGCCGUCCUUCCCCGCGACGGCGACGCGUACAGCGGCAGAGCGGGAGGAAGCGCCCACUGCUCUCGUACUGAUCUGAUGGAAUACCGUCGGCAGUCAAUCACCAUGACGAAAAGAAGCCGUGGGACCAUCCUCGACGACCUCCCCGAGUGGAUUAUCAUCGAAGAGAUCCUCAUCCGGUUGCCACCAAAGGACGUUCUUCGCUGCCGCGCUGUCCGCAAGUUGUGGUGCAGUGCCACCUCCACCGACAAGUUCAUGCUCGGCAACUGCCUACGCCAGCCGUCGCUCCCUGUUAUCAACCAGGAUAUCCCUGGGCAGGAAGGAGUCACCUUCGUUGUCUUCCGUGACAACGGUGUCGGAGCCUCCAAUCAAAAGCUCUGGCCAAUCAUUCAACACUCUAAGUUCCAUAAUCUCCUGGGGGCCUGUGAUGGCUUUCUCAUCUUGUCCGAUGCAUCCCAUUUCUGGAUCUGCAAUCCAGCCGCUCGCAGAUGUGCUCCGCUACCACAACCUCGAGUUCCAUCGGCAGGGGGGUCCUGCAUCUACAUAGCUGGCUUUUACCGGCACCAUCCAUCUGGAGAAUACCGGGUGCUCUGGUUCUCGCAUGGCCAUGAACGUGGCUACAUUCUCUCGGCAGGAUCUGACAAGCCGAGAAUGAUCAGACGGCCGUCAGUGUCAUCGCGUUUGUCGAAAUGUAUGCACGAAGGGGCUUUUGAUUCCUGCUAUAGUUCACAAGUCAACCACCGCGGCAGCCUGCACUGGUUAACAGGAAUUGACAUGGAGACUCCCAUGGACAUUAUGGUGUUCGACACUGUAACUGAGAAGUUCCGGUGGAUGCGCAGUUCUGGCCAGUUGGGCCGUCAGGUGUCAUUGUGGGAGAUGGACGACAAGCUUGCUUCGUGCAGCACCAAUGAUGCCAGCAUAGAGAUUUGGAUGAUGCAAGACUACGAGGCUGAGGCCUGGGCCUUGAAGUACCGGAUUAACUUGUUAGUGAUGAAGACAUCACCACAGUUUGAGUAUAUUUCUAAGAUGUCACUGCUUAACCAGCGUGAGCUGCUGAUCUGUUGUCACAAUCCAUUGGACGGUCCUGACUAUCUUUUGCACUGUGACAUUGACGGAAAGUUUUUGGGAUAUUACGAAAUUAAAGGGGGAACAUAUUCUGUUUACUUCACUAAUCAGUACUUUCAGGAGAGCAUGAUUCCACUUCCGUACAGCAAGAUGCAAGAAGGUGGUUUGGAUAAGGAGCCUUCAUUCUUCUAGGGCUUUAAAGUGGUUUGUACUUCUAGUUUGCCAUGUACUAAUGCCUUUGGAUUGUCCAUCUUUUAGGAGCAUAUGGUCCUAGUUCUUACUUUAUAAUACUAGUAGAACUGAACAACUUAUAUGGCUGUGCUCGCACUUUUACUA